This is a messenger RNA of Clupea harengus (Atlantic herring), 15538 nucleotides long. RefSeq names its product lysosomal trafficking regulator (gene lyst). NCBI's taxonomy places the organism in Eukaryota, Metazoa, Chordata, Actinopteri, Clupeiformes, Clupeidae. The record is from RefSeq and is a predicted model, not a curated record. Gene Ontology annotation, molecular function: protein binding.
UGGAAACGCUAAACAUCUUUGUGGGCGUUCACUACAGCAAUUUGUGUAUUUCGCUUGUCAUGUUCACGAGUAGAUGGCUUGCAUGUAUUUGACCGAUACAACAGAAGAUACGGAACACUUGGAAUUUGGACUAACGUUAAGUCUAAUGCCCCUGGUGCAUUCCUCCAGCAUCAGCAAUGGGCUGCGUGACCACUGGGAUAUGAUUUCGAGGAUUGCAUCUAUAUUCUGCAUAAUUUUCGGCAGCUGCACCAGUACAUCCUGAACAAUCCUGACCGUAGAUGAGGAGUGAACUGUUGCCUUCGGUUUCCUCCCCUGGUGUCUGGAGUUUUGUCAGCAAUGGCCAGCCCACACCUGGCUAAUCUCGCCGUUGCGUGGGAAAAGUAUAUGGACUGCCGCUCACAAGGAGCUGAUCUACAGGUCAGUUUGCAGUGCCUGGAGGGCUUUCUGUGCCUGUUCCACUGCGUGCGACACGUCCAUGUCCACGCCGCCGCCUCCAAAGAUGCACUGAAGUUCUGCUCGGAUAUGAGCGGGGCCAGUAACACGCUGGCGCGGGAGUUCCUGACGGACGUGCUGCAGCUGUGCAGUACGGUGGCCCAGCGGUCAGAGACGCGGGAGGAUGAGGAAGAGGAGAGCCACAUGGUGGCGCUGGGGGAGUACCUGGUGCGAGGACGCGGCUUUCUCCUGCUCAGCACCCUGGACUCCAUCAUAGACCAGGAGCUGACCUGUCGGGAGGAGCUACUGACCCUGCUUCUGUCACUGUUGCCGCUCGUCUGGAAGAUCCCAGUGCAAGAGGAGAAGGCCCCAGAUUUCACCCUGCCUUCUCUGCUGGAAGUGUUCCUUAGCCGGGAGGGAAGGACCGUCCCUCUGAAGGCAGGGCAGGAAAAGGCCGGCUCCGAUGCUCAGAAUUCCGGCAAGCGCCUGUCUGGUAGUUGGAAGUCCCGUCGGUCACGGCGGACCGCCCAGCGCUACUCGGUGAGGGAUGCGCGAAAGUCCCAGCUCUCCACCUCGGACUCAGAAGCCGGAAACUCGGACGACAAGAUCCCAGCUCCGGGGUCCAAGCACCGCAGGUCUCACGGCUCUACCCUCCGCGUGAGCUGGCAACACCACCAAUCAGACGCCCUUCCACAGCCAAAGCAGCCGGCCACACCCCAGCGAAAUCCCAGCGCCGACACCAUGAACACGCUAGAGUGCUCCCAGCCCCAUCCCAGGCUCUUUGGCCCACAGGGGCUGGACAAUGACGUACUAACAGACCCUACAGCCCUCUCCAUUUUCAAUCGCAUGGAGAACUCCCCCUUUGACCUAUGUCACGUCCUGCUGUCCUUGUUGGAGAAAGUGUGCAAAUUCGACAUGACCAUUAACCACAACCCAGGUCUGGCUGUGGUGGUGGUACCCACGCUCACAGAGAUCCUCACUGAGUUUGGGGACUGCUGUGGGCCAGGAGGUGGAAGCAGUAGUAGUGGAGGUGGCGGUGGUGGAGGCAUCGAUGAACUGGCAGGAGGCUGGACGGAGGAACCCAUCGCCCUGGUCCAGCGAAUGCUCCUGCGCACCAUCCUGCAUCUGAUGUUCGUGGACGUGGGCCAGAGCGAGGCGCUGCCGGACAACCUGCGUCGCAGCCUGACGGACCUCCUCCGUGCCACGCUCAAGAUCCGCCACUGUCUGGAGCGGCAGGCGGACCCCUUUGCUCCGCGUCCCAAGAAGACCUUAGAGGAGGUCCGAGAGGACUUCUCCUUCUCGCGAUACCGGCACCGGGCGCUGCUCUUGCCCGAGCUGCUGGAGGGAGUGCUGCAGGUGCUACUAAGCUGCCUCCAGGCCUCGGCACCCAACCCCUUCUUCUUCAGCCAGGCCCUGGAGCUGGUCCACGAGUUCGUGCAACACCGUGGGCUGGACCUCUUUGAGGCCACAGCCCUGCGGCUGGAAAGUUUGGGCAUGACAAAGGACACGGAAGUCGGCGGGGAGGCAUCCGAGCGCCUGCGAGGUUUGGUGGCCAGCAUGCUCAAGAUCCUCAGCGCCAUCAAGAAGGCCAAGUCGGAGCAGCUGCACCAGACGGUGUGCGCCCGGCGUCGGCAUCGCCGCUGCGAGUACUCCCACUUCCUCCACCACCACAGAGACCUCACCGGCCUGCCCGUCUCUGCCUUCAAGCAGGCCGCCCGACGCAACCCCUUUGAGGAGGAGGCAGAGGGCGAGGUGCGGUACCCGGAGCGCUGCUGCUGCCUGGCGGCCUGCGCCCACCAGUGUCUGCGGCUGCUCCAGAGGCUGGCGCCCACCGGCUCCACCAUCCUGCAGGUGCUGGCCGGGGUGCAGGCGGUGGGCAUCUGUUGCUGCAUGGACCCAAGGUCCGUAGUGGAGCCGCUGCUGCAGGCCUUCCAAGCCCCCGGGCUGCGCAGCUACCAGUCCCACGUGCUGAGCGUCCUGAGCCGGCUCGUCCUGGAGCAGCUGGGCGGCAGCCAGCCCUCGGAGAAGGCCAAGCUGGCGUCCUGCAACAUCUGCACCCUCGACAGCAGCCAGCUGCCCAGCCUGGAGGAAACCCUGCAUGGAUGCCCUCCGAGCGGCGAGGCCGUGUCCUCCACCACCUCCCCGAACCUCUCGUACCGCUCCAAGGGCAUCUUGCCCAGCGGUGCUGCCGAGGACAUGCUGUGGAAAUGGGACGCCUUGAAGGCCUACCAGGACCUGGUGUUUGGUGAAGACUGGCAGCUGAGCCAGCAGAUUGCCGGGCAUUUGUGCCAGCUCACGUUAAGAGGUAACGCAGUGGUACAGUGGCAGCUCUACACCCACAUCUUCAGCCCCGUACUGCAGCGGGGUGUGGAACUGGCACACCAUUCCCAACAGCUGGGAGUCUCCACCACCUGUACCCAGGCCUGCACUUACCAUACCCACUGCCUGCCCAUCGAGGUACUGCUGGUCUACCUGCAGACUCUUCCUGCACUUCUCAAGUCAAGCCGGGUGGUGCGAGACCUCUUCCUGAGCUGCAACGGGCUCAACCAGGUGACGGAGCUGGUGUACCUGGACGCCACGCGCUCCUGGGCCCUCAAGGUGUUUGAGACGCUCAUCCUGUGCGGCUGGGAGCAGCCGGUCGAGACGUCCCUGCAGGAGCUGGAGAGGGCAGAGACCCUGGAGAGAGACGCCGUGCUGGGCCUGGUUGACGAGUUGAGGUCCCGAGACACCGGGAGCGGACCCGGGGAGGGUCCCCAAAGCUUCAGCAAGUUCUACGAGGGGCUAAAAGAGGCGUAUCCUGGACGCAAGAGCCGGACCGUGGGCAGCAGCGGGGCGACGGGAACCGUGCGGCAGAAAGGCGAAGUGCAGCUCAACGCCAUCAACCUCUUCCUGUGCGUUGCUUUCCUGUGCGUGAGCAAAGAGGCGGACUCGGACCGCGACUCGGCCAACGACUCGGAGGACACCUCGGGCUACGACAGCACGGCCAGCGAGCCCCUGGGCAACCGGUUGCCCUGCCUGUCCCCAGACAGCGUGGCGCUGCCCUCCAAGGAGCAGGUGCGCCGGGCCGCCGAUGUGUGGUCUGUCUGCCGGUGGGUGUACCUGGCCAGCCCCGCCUUCCAGAGGCAGUUCUUCCGGCUGGGGGGCCUGGAGGUGUGCUCACGCCUCAUGACCAUGGUCAUCCAGAAGCUCACCUGCAAGACCAAAGACGGCAAGCCCAAGAAGAAGCGGGACACCAAGGGCAAGGCCAGCCCGUCCCACCCUGGAUCCCCAACUCCGGCUUCCACCCCCACCCCAGGUCAGUCUGACCCAGGGUCCACGGAAGAGACCGUGCCGCAGGAGCCAUCGGGGCUCGGGACCAGGGAUUCGGCCCACAGUCUGGAGGAGGAGUGGCCCCUGCAAAGCAUCAGGCUCCUAGAGGCCCUGUUGGCCAUCUGCCUCCACAGCGCCACAUCAGCCCUGCAGAAGAUUGAGCCAGACCUCUCUCUGCAGCUGCAGUCAGUAGAUAAGACCCUGUGUGAGGUGCGGGACCAUCUCUCCCGCUCCGGCGUGGUGAACUCUGAUUUGUCCGUGCCGCUGUUUGACGCGCUGCUCCGCGUGUCUCUGGCCCAGGUCCACUCCAGCCCCGACACCUCUGAGGAGAAACCAGAGAGAGUGAGUCUCGAGUGGAGCAAAACAAAUAAGGUCCAGGCCACUGUGGAGGCGCCCGCCCUGGGGGGCGAACUGUCGGAGGACGCGGACGAGUCGCAGGUGUGUGGAGGGUGUCUGCCAGGAGAGGAGGAGGGCUACGAGGCCGACAGCGAGAGCAACCCAGAGGACUCAGCCCAGCAGGACGAAGGGGUGAAGGUGGAGUCGACCCCAUUGGGGGAAUGUGCGUUUGGGCCAGUGGUAAUGGCCGAGGGGCCUGGCCGGGGCUUGCUGCUCUUCCCAGAGAUCUGCACCAUGGAGCUGCAGCUGCUCGCUGCCGGCUCGCCGGACCUCGACGUGCUGGGCCAUGUGCUGCAAAGCCUUCUGGGAGCCGUGCGCAGCAACCACCGCAACGCCAUGCUCCUUUACAAACAGGGUGCUGUGAAAACCAUUCUCGGAGGCUUCCAGAACAUCUUGAGCCAGUUGGACCCCUGCUAUAAAGAGUGCCAAACUGUGCUGGUGGACCUCCUGGUUGCCAUGGUGAGUGAGCGGAUCACGGCAGAGGAGCUUGCACUGCUGGUGCGCCUCUUCCUGGAGAAGACACCGCCCACCGAGGUGCUGCUGAGGGGCCUGCUGAAGAUCGUGCAGGCCAACAUGCGCCUGCAGCCGCUGCACUUCCUCUCCUUCCCCUCCGUGCUGGGCCAGCCUCAAGCCGGCGGCGCCUCCCCGGGCCUCCGGCCCAACGGGGCGGCCGGGGGGAAGGGUGUGGGCAGCCUGUGGAGGGGCAAGCCUUCCCCGGGGGCGGACGGCCGUCUGGGGCACCUGCGCGCCUCCCCCUGGCACACUGCGCCUCUCCACCUGCCCCUGUUGGGGCAGAACUGCUGGCCUCACAUGGCGAGCGGAUUCAGCGCUGCCCUCUGGUUGAAGGCACUCCGGUCAGAGGAUGAGGAAGAGGGCCUUGCAGAGAGAGCAGAGGAAUCUGCGCCAGCAACCGAGGCCCUGCAGGCUGCCCCUGUAUCAGGGGAGAAAGCGGCUGACGAUGGCCUCUUCCACAUCCUCUCCAUGGGCUCAAAAGCCUUGAUGCUGCAGGUGUGGGCUAACCUCUCCACUGGCACCUUCACCUUCAGGAUCUGCGUCGACCCCAACGAUGAGAUGAAGGCUGGCCUGCUGGCCCAGGUGGAGUCUGGGGAGGGUCUCCUGAGCCCCGGCCAAUGGCAGCACCUCAGCCUCACCUACACGCAGCAGCCCGAGGGGAAGAAGAACGUCCACGGGUGUCUGGUCAUGUGGGUGUGUGGAGUCAGGAAGUGCGAGCUGUCGCUAGACUACAUGCUACCCAGGAAGUCCAGCCUUUCGUCUGACAGCAACAAGACCUACUGCAUGCUGGGACACUGCUUGCACACUUCGGAGGAGGUGCCUAAGCCAGGGGCACGCUGGGAUAUGGGCACCAUGCUACUUUUCAAUGGUUCACGAAUAGACACAGACGAAGCCUUCUAUCUGUAUGCCAGUGGGCCUGAUCUAACCUCUAUCAUGCCCUGCAAGUAUGGCAAGCCCAGUGGGACAUUUUCCAAAUAUGUAACACAGGAGGGUCUGCAGUGUGAGCAGGUCCGAGAGUUGCUAACGAGAAACGGUGACGUGGACACUUCACACCUCAUCGAGAACCUGGCGGUGGUGUACAUUCCCAGCACCCCAGGCAUGUACACCAUCUAUGAGCCGGUGAUCCGAAUGAAGGGCCAGGCCAAGACGGUGGUGUCCCAGCGGCCCUUCAGCUCCAAGGAGGUGCAGAGCUCCGUACUGGAGCCCCACGCCCUGCGCUCCAUGCAGCCCUGCCAGCCUCAGGACCUCCACAGCGUCCUGCACAAGAUCGGCGGCACCGGCAACUUCGUCUUCCUCUUCGCUCGGGCUGUGGAGCUCAGUGACUGCGAGAGGACCCAGGCUCUGGCUCUGCAGGUACUCCUGUCUCUGUUGAAGUUCAACCACCACCGCACACACGAGAUGGAGUGCUACAACGGCUACUCCAUGAUUCACCAGGUCCUCAUCAAGUCCAAGUGCAUUGUGGGAUACCACAUCCUCAAGACCCUGCUGGAUGGCUGCUGCAGCGAGCCUAUUCUGACCCUAGGGGAGGAUGGACACUUCCACCUAGAUGUGGAGUCCACCGCUGUGGUCCAGGACCUUAAACUCCUCUCGGAAAUCCUGUUGGACUGGAAGAUCUGGGCUAAAGCUCAGUGUGGUGUGUGGGAAACACUGUUGAAUGCGCUGGAGAUCCUCAUCAGGGUGCACCACCCACACCAGAUGUUCAACAUCCGGCAGCUGCUCAAGGCGCAGGUGGUGCACCGCUUUCUCCUCACCUGCCAAGUCCUGCAGGAGCAACGGGACGGCCACCUGACCGCAAUCCCUCAGGAGGUGUGUCUCUCCUUCGUCAAGAUCAUCCAGGAAGUGCUGGGCUCCCCGCCCGACCUGGACCUGCUCAAGCUGGUCUACAACUUCCUGCUGGCCGUACACCCCGCCACCAACACCUACGUCUGCCACACCCCCACCAGCUUUUUCUUCUCCCUGCACAUAGAUGGCAAGCUGUACCAGGAGAAGGUGCAGUCCAUGAUGCACCUCAGACACUCCAGCAGUGGGGGCAAGUCAGCCUGCAGCUCCCUGAUCUCUCUCUCCCCCACCGUCUUCACAGAGGGUCCGCACCACGAAGCUCCCUCCCCAGAGCAUGCUGUUGAGGACUCCUCCUCCCUGCGCCCCCCCAGCCUGCGUCCCUCCCCCUACUCAUCCCCGACCCUGAGCCCCCGCAUGGCCUACCGCAGCCCCGUCCACAUCCAGGCCAGCACCCCCACCGGGGCCCCCGAUGCUGAAGACUGCGGCGGCGGAGGUAGGGCCUCUCUGGCCUCUCAGCAGGUGCUGGGCAGCACGGAGACCCUGAAGCGCGGCGGUGACGAGCAGCUCCUCAGCAGCUGUGAGUCGGCCAAGACCAUCUGCGACUCGGUGGACAGUGGCGACGGGACGGGCGCUACCGCCACAGAGCCAGUAGUGAUGCGCCCCCCAGUCAUCAUCAACGUGGAGGAAGACGGGCAGGACGAGCCGCAGCAGCAGCAGCAGGAGGAAGGGGGCGACGCGGAGCACAGCCCUGCAGACGGGAGCCUAAGCGCCGAGUCCGAGGACCGCUUCGACUGGGCCAGCGAGGACGCCCCGCGCCGGCCCGACAGCCUAAAGGGCAUCCAGUCCUUCCAGCGUAGCCAGAGCAACUUGGCCAGCCUGGGCCUGGCCUUCCCGGCCCAGAAUGGCUCGCUGGCGAUUGGCCGCUGGCCCAGCGUGGCUGACCGCACGCCCCUCCCCGACGACUGGGAGAGCUACACCUACUCGCCGGGCUACGAGAGGGCACAGAGCAAGGCUGACUCCUGCAAUGAUCGGUCCAGCACGGAGGACUGCCUGGUGCUGGUGUGCUGUGGGCUCUAUGAGCUGCUGCGUGGAGUGCUGCUGCUUCUGCCUGACCUCAUGCUGGAGGAGGUGAUGGAUAAACUCAUCCAGCCAGAGGCGCUCAUCGUGCUCGUCAACCACCCCUCCCCGCUCAUCCAGCAGGGCGUCAUGAAGCUGUUGGAUGCCUACUUCAGCCGAGCCUUUAAGGAGCAGAAGGAGAAGUUCCUGAAGAACCACGGCUUCUCGCUGCUGGCCAAUCAGCUGUACCUGCACCAGGGCACUCAAGGUCUGCUGGAGUGCUUCCUGGAGAUGCUGUUCGGUCGGCCCGUGGGGCUAGAGGAGGAUCUGGACCUUGAGGAGAUGGAGCAGAUCUCUGCGUUCCGGAAGCGCUGCAUCAUCCCCGUGCUGGGUUUGAUCGAGAACUCCCUGUACGAGAACUCGCUGGUGCACAACGCCCUGUGUGUGCUGCUCCAGCUGCUCAACGCCUGCCACAAACUGGCGGACAUCUUGCUGGACCAUGGCCUGCUCUACGUGCUCUUCAAUGCACUGGCCACGCUGAAUGGCCUAGAGAACGGGAUUUCCCCCGGUGACUACCGGCUGCUGAUGUGUGACAUGCAGCAGCUGCUGGUGGCCGUGACCAUCCACUCCUGCAGCUCAUCUGGCGCGCAGUACUUCCGCAUCAUCGAAGACCUCAUCACUCUGCUGGGCUACAUGCAGACCAGCAAAGUCCGCCGCACUCAGGAAAUGGCAGUGGCCCUGCAGUUCCGCAUCCUCCAAUCAGCCAUCGAGUUCAUCAAGACAACAGCCAAUCAGGACCAGAAGCUGAGCAGCCCAGUGCAAGUGCCCACGUCCCCUCACCUUGCCAUCUAUCCGAAACGCAAGAGCAUCGCUGGUAUGAUGGGGCUGAAAGACUCCAUAAUCCCCCGUACUCCCCGCCAGCACUCCUACGGGCAGAUCCCCCUGCCGCUCCAUUUAAGCUACCUGACCCUGGACUCCCCACGUCCAUCUCCCAAGGGGUCUCCAGCCUAUUUCUUUCCCAGUGAUUCAGGCCGUCGGCGUUUCUCCCUAGUCCAGUCGGACUCGCUGCUGAUGCGGAUGCGUUCGGUGGCCAGUGACGAGCUGACCCAGAUGAUCCAGCGGCGCAUGAGUCAGGAGAACCCCAUCCGGGCCAGCGAGACCGAGUUCGUCCAGAGGCUGCAGCGCCUGGUGGUGCUGGCCGUCAACAGGCUCAUCUACCACGAUGCCGACCAGGACUUCUUUGAGCUCCUGAAUUUCCCAGAAUCCCCAGAGCACUUCCCCACCACCCCUCUGUUUGGUGACCAUUCCACGGAGGAAAACGGCUCCGCCCCGACCUCGCCCUCACCCCCAACCAACAUGAAGACCUUCCAGAAGGACAUCCUCAAGCUCAUGAUGGAGAGCAUCAAAAUCGGCCUGGGCAGUCAUGGUCGUGGCAGUGCCCCACGGCAGCAGUGGCGGCGUGUGCUAUGGUCGUGCCGGGACACGUUCCGCGUGCAGAUUGGCCGAAUGCUGGUGCACUCGCUCAGCCCCGUGCGACCGCUGGCCCAGAGGAAGGAGGCGCUGGAGUUCGUCCGCGAGCCCAGCCACCCCGAGAUCCUCCGCGAGAGCCUCAGUCCCGGCCUGGAGCACGGCCCCAAGCUGGUCCUGUACCUGUACGAGCUGCUGCGAAACCACAAGGACAGCCUGAGCAAAGAGGAGCAGUCUGCCGCCAACACCUUCAUGACCUCCCUCAAGCUGUGCGGCCAUCGCUGCAUCCCCCCCAACGCCCCACCCAAACCAGACCUGCUCAAGGCCAUCAAGGAGGAACAGCUUAAAUACGAAUCAGAGGAGAAGACCAGCAAAGGAGCCUGGGAGAAGAAGAUGACCAGCACCCAGAAGAGCCUUAUGCAGAGGCUGGACGGCAAAUCGAAGGACAUCUCCAAGAUUGCGGCGGACAUCACGCAGAAUGUGUCCCUUAGGCAGGGCAUGGAGAGGAAGAAAGUCAUCCAGCACAUCCGUGGCCUCUACAAGACGGACCUGAGCGCCAGCCGCCACUGGCAGGAGCUUGUGCAGCAGCUUGCACACGACCGGGCUGUGUGGUACGACCAGGGGUCCUAUCCCACCUCGUGGCAGCUGGACCCCACGGAGGGCCCCAACCGUGAGCGGCGGCGGCUGCAGCGUUGCUACCUCACCAUCCCCAACAAGUACCUACUCAAAGACCGCCAGAAAAUGGAGGAGUCAGUGAGGCCGCCGCUGGCGUUCCUGUCGGAGGAUAAGACCCACUCCUCAUUCUCCUCUACGGUGAAGGACAAAGCCACCAGUGAGCCCAUCAGGUUUACCAGAAGGUGCAUCAGUGUUGCUCCGUCCAGAGAGACAGCAGGAGAGCUUCUACUGGGGAAGACUGGGAUGUACUUUGUAGAGGAUAACGCAGCUGAGGCCCAUGACAUUCAAACCCCGCAUGGCGAGACGGAGCCAGCCUCGUUCUCCUGGACAUACGAGGAGGUGAAGGAGGUGCACAAGCGCUGGUGGCAGCUGAGGGACAACGCCACCGAGAUCUUUCUCACCAAUGGCAGGACGCUGCUACUGGCCUUCGACAACACCAAGUUCCGUGACGACGUGUACCACAACAUCCUGACGUCGGACCUGCCCAACCUGCUGGAGUACGGCAACAUUUCGGCAUUGACGCACCUGUGGGGCUCGGGCCAGAUAACCAACUUUGAGUACCUGACGCACCUGAACAAGCACGCCGGACGCUCCUUCAACGAUCUCAUGCAGUACCCCGUCUUCCCCUUCAUCCUUCGCGACUACACCAACGAGACCCUCGACCUGCAUGACCCCAGCAUCUACAGGAACCUCAACAAGCCAAUAGCCGUGCAGUCAAAGGAGAAGGAGGAUCGCUAUGUGGAUAACUAUAAGUACCUAGAGGAGGAGUAUAAGAAGGGUGCCCGUGACGAUGACCCCAUGCCGCCAGUGCAGCCCUACCACUACGGCUCCCACUACUCCAACAGCGGCACUGUUCUCCACUUCAUGGUCAGGAUGCCCCCUUUCACCAAGAUGUUCCUGGCCUACCAAGAUCAGAGCUUUGAUAUUCCUGACCGCACGUUCCACUCCAUGAACACCACGUGGAGACUCUCCUCCUUUGAGUCCAUGACUGACGUGAAGGAGCUCAUCCCUGAGUUCUUCUACCUGCCAGAGUUUCUGGUCAACAGGGAAGGCUUUGACUUCGGAGUGCGUCAGAACAGCGAGCGGGUCAAUCACGUGAACCUGCCACCGUGGGCGAGAAACGACCCGCGCCUCUUCGUCCUCAUCCACCGGCAGGCUCUGGAGUCGGACCAGGUGUCCCAGACGCUGUGCCAGUGGAUCGACCUGGUGUUUGGCCUCAAGCAGAAGGGCAAGGCCGCCGUUCACGCCAUCAACGUCUUCCACCCCGCGACGUAUUUUGGCAUGGACGUGUCUGCGGUGGAGGACCCGGUCCAGCGGCGUGCGCUGGAGACCAUGAUCAAGACGUACGGCCAGACGCCGCGGCAGCUGUUCAACGCCUCGCACAUCGGCCGCGCGGCGCCCAGACUCCUAUUGGAGGGGGAGCUGCCCGCCGCCAUGGGCCUCCUGGUGCAGCUAGCCUUCAGGGAGAACCGCGAGCAGCCCAAAGAGAUCACACACCCGAGUCCGUUGCCGUGGGUGAAGGGUCUGAAGUGGGGGGAGUAUGUGGGCUCCCCCAGCGCUCCAGACCCAGUGGUGUGCUUCAGCCAGCCCCAUGGGGAGAGGUUCGGCUCCCUGCUCGCCCUGCCCACCCGCGCCAUCUGCGGCCUCUCCCGCAAGUUCUGCCUCAUGAUGAUCUACAGCAAGGAGCAGGGCGUGAGGAGUAUGCACAGCACAGACAUCCAGUGGUCGGCCAUCUUGAGUUGGGGCUACGCUGACAACAUGCUGCGUCUGAAGAGCAAGCAGAGCGAACCGCCCAUCAACUUCAUCCAGUGCUCCCCACUGCACCAGGUGACCAGCUGUGCCUGGGUUCCGGACGGAUGCCAGCUGUUCACGGGCAGCAAAUGUGGAGUCAUUACCGCCUACAGCAACCGCUUCACCGCCACCACGCCGUCGGAGAUCGAGGUGGAGUCGCAAGUGCACCUGUACGGCCACACGGACGAGGUGACGGGCCUGUUCGUCUGCAAGCCCUACAGCAUCCUCAUCAGCGUUAGCCGAGACGGCACCUGCAUCCUCUGGGACCUCAACAGACUGUGCUAUGUUCAAAGCCUCACUGGUCACAAAAGCCCUGUCAAUGCGGUCUCCGCCAGUGAGACCACAGGAGAUAUAGCCACUGUGUGUGACUCCGUGGGUGGUGGCAGUGACCUGCGCUUGUGGACCGUGAACGGUGACCUGAUUGGCCACGUGCACUGCAGAGAGAUCAUCUGCUCCGUGGCUUUCUCCAACCAGCCGGAGGGAGUGUCUGUUAACGUCAUCGCUGGCGGGCUGGAGAAUGGCGUGGUCAGGCUGUGGAGCACGUGGGAUCUGAAGCCUGUUAGAGAAAUCACUUUUCCGAAGUCCAACAAACCCAUCAUCAGUCUGACAUUCUCAUGCGAUGGCCACCACCUGUACACGGCAAACAGCGAAGGGACGGUCAUUGCCUGGUGCCGGCGCGACCAGCAGCGCAUGAAGCUGCCCAUGUUCUACUCAUUCCUCAGCAGCUACGCUGCCGGAUGAGCUGCCCAUCUCAUCCUCGUCUCAGGAUGACCCUGAACGACCCCGCCACCCCCAGACCCACCCCCCGCCACCCACCACCACCAGAGAGGUGAUGUGCCAGCAUGCACCAGCCCCCCGCCCCAUCCCCCCAACACUCCAACCAAAUAUACAACACUGGCCUUUCAGGAGGACCCGAACAGAGAACUGAACUUAACGCAACAAUGAAAAGAGUGUGCUGGAAGCUACAAUAUGAAAAUAGUGUUAUGUACAAAUAAGACACACACACACACACACACACACACACACACUGUCAUGUAAUUAUAUAUAUAUAUAUGGCCGCUGGGUAACGCCAGGGCAAGAUGAAUGGAGGCCUUUCCCGACCUGCUUUGUCAAGUUGCGUUGGUUUCUUUUGAGGAGAGUUAGGUUUUUGUUUGCCAGCGUUGAUGUGUUGGUUUGUGACUCGUUUGUCACUUAUUGUACUGGCUGUUUGCUGUGUUGUUUUAAUCUGUUUCCAGUAUUUAUGUUUUUGUUUUGUUGUUGUUUUUGUUUGGUCUGUUGAACUGUUUCUGAUUUGGUGGUGUUGAAUUUUUGACUACUGAUGUGAAAGCUGCUAGCUUCUGGCCAGGCUGGGUGGGACGGACGGACCAAAAGGGUGAACAGCGCCAUCUCUCUGCCACCCUUGUGGCGGGCGUGGUUUGUUUGCCAAUCCCACUCCCCCCCACCCUAUAACCAACCGCCCCCCACGUCCCGGCUGAAGCUCAGAGACGAAACCCCUGCUGAAACUGCACCUUUCUCUGCCUGCUGCCAGAACCCCACCCAGCUGCUUUACCCCACCACCCCAUCCUCUUUACCCCACCACCCCAUCCUCUUUACCCCACCACUCCAUCCUCUACCCCCGUGCUCAACAAUAAAGCCUCCAGUUCAGCAGUCCAGUCCAGUCCUCUCCCACACCACUCUGUGUCACUGAGAAGAAGAAGGAGAAGAGCAGAGAAACAGCAGAGACGUGGAGCUCAUAAGACUGUGUCAUUGAUUGCAUCCCAGUCCAGCUUGUUCAUGUUUGAAUGUGAGAGGGUCACCGAGUCGUCCGUAACCCAUGUGCAUGUCGUAUGCAUUAACUGAUGUUAAUUAUGUUUCUUUUGUAUUUCUGAGCGAGAGUGACUUUUCAUUAUACCUUCCCCUCAACGCACGCACGCACACACACACACACACACACACACACACACACACACACACAGACGGGGAAGAGAAAACAGAACCAUCUGUCUGGAGUGCACAGUGAUCUUCGAGGUGAAUCCACCAGCUCAUCACUCUCAUUUGGAUCCGUCUUAUGUCUUAACAGCUUGGAGGAUCAUUCUCUGUUCUUCACAUUUCUCGAACUACAUUAGCGGAGGCCCUGGACUCGCUAGUGCAUUAAUGAAGAGAGGGAGAAAGAGGGAGGAAGGAAAAGAGAGGAAAAUGGAGAGUUAUACAGGGAGAGAGGGGAAGAGGAGGGGAGGGGGGCUUCGGGUAAUGAAUUAGCUUGAGCGCUAGCAGCCCUCCACACACACACACUCACACUCCUGCUGUGUGAGGCUUAUAGGCCGCUACCGACAGGAAGAUCCCAUUCACCGGGAGGCUGCUCAGGGACGCUAAUCCCAGGGAUUGAUUUGGUAAUCUUCCGGGCGAUGCUGUAUGCGCGCCGUAUAGGGGCUCAGCAGCCACAAAACCCUUGUUGCGGGCACCCCAGUGCAAACACGAGCUCACACACACACACACACUCACCCCAGUGCAAACACGAGCUCACAAACACUCACACACACACGGAGAGAGUUGCCUAAUGCAUCCCUAUUUUGGGUGUUGCUAAAAGCAGGUAGAUAUGUGCAUGGUACCUACAGACACAUGCAUUGUGUAAAAACACAUCGCACUGUUUUAUGAAGAGUACUUUUUCAGGGCCACCCGCUCCCCCUGAUCAGAAUGUAUUUUGUGUUUUGACCUAGUCCAACCUUUAACUCGGACCAAACUAUCCUAUUGAAAUCAAGAGCAUGGCGGCUGAUUGAUUAAAGCCCAGCGAUCACUGCAGAGAGGACGGGAGUCUGCGUAAACCUGGGAGUGUGUGUUUUAUGAGUGUGUUAAGCUCUCUGUUGUGUGGACCCACCUGUCUUAAUCUAAGCCUCAGUCACCAUUACAUCUGAGAUACUUGUUUUAUUUUUAUUUGAGCGCAAGAGUGUUUGAACCUUUUGUGUUUGCUUGUUUAGUUGUAUUUUUGUUGCAUUAAAAGAUGUCACUGUAUUAGAUUGUAAUAUAGCUAAAUAGAAUGAAAUGUUAUGUCUUAAAGUCAGGAAGGUUUACUCCUGUACUGAGAUUGUUGUUGGGCAUCAGAAUCACAGCAUGGAAUGGCCCUUGGGUGAAAGCCCCAGAUAUCUCCCUACAGUUCCUGGUUCCAGUCCUAAUUAUAGUUGGCCUUGGAGGUCUAAACUCCCUUGAAGUAUAAUUAAACUGAGCGCUAUCAAAAUGAAGAAAUUAUAAGCCAUGUUCAGCUUCCAGUUUGGCUGUUUUCUACCAGCAUGACUGGGUUCAAGGAGUGUUGAAUUGUUUUAUCUUUGCCUUGCUGAAUGUUUGUUACUGACAGCCUUUUCAAAAAAAAAAAAAAGAAUCAAGAACAUUUCUUUUGGGUAACAUUUCAGUCGUGUUGCAAAUCAUGUUUACAGAAAGGGAAGUUAUUUCAUCGUUCUUAUGUAGAGUUCACUACGUUUGUUUUGUUUGAUUCCCCUACCCUUAUUGCGCUUCUGGUAAUGUAAAGGUAAUUUAACCAAUUUCAAAGCUCUGUCCAAAUCGACUGAAGCAUAUUUGAUCAAUCAUGUUGGCUCUUCCAUUUAGCAUACGUAAAUAGGGAUAGUGCCUCUGACGUUUACAAUGUUUGCAUUUGUCUUGUGCUUUAUUUUCCAAGUGUUAACGCACAUUUUCCUUCUGGUCUGAUGCUUAGUCCAACUUUUUAUCGUAUGUGUACAGUGUCUGAUGCAUGAUUGUAUGAUUCUUUACAUUGUCUGAGACGUGUUGUGGAAUGCCACUGGGUGAGACGUUGUGUGAAUCUGUUAGGAUCAAGUGUGAAAGGAAAACAAAAAAUGUUGCAUUUUACGGCGAAAGAACUCACAAUGGGUUUGUUCUUUUUUUUUUGUUGAUGUUUGUUAAACUGAUAGAGCUUUACGUAAUUUAAGAUCCUUUGUAUAGAGAUUGAGCGGUCCGUGAGUUUCCGUGAAAGACGUGCUACGGACCACGUUCCUCCCACCCUGAUUGUUGUUGUGAGGGAGAAGCCUGAAUGGGACAUGUAUUUCUUAUAUUUUGUAUCUAUGAACGGACAAAAGUGAUCAGUAUAUAAUAUAUAUAUAUAUAUAAAUACAUACAAAUAUGAAUAUUUAAGAAA